This is a messenger RNA of Schistosoma guineensis, 3821 nucleotides long. The record is from the annotation of a GenBank genome assembly. Lineage: Eukaryota; Metazoa; Platyhelminthes; Trematoda; Strigeidida; Schistosomatidae.
GACCUUGAUCGGCCAAAAAGCUAGGUAACUGGUUUCGUAAGAGGAUAUAUGAUAAGGAAGAAGUCGAAUAACACAGGAUAAAUAGUUUUGGGAUUGCUAGCAAACCUUUAUGCUUAAUUAUUUGUCAUGACGAGUGAGAAAGGGUUAGAAUCAUUAGUUACGUAAUAUCAAAACAAACAAAAGAGGGGUAAUAGUGGCGAACUCGAGGAAAAAGGAGUGUAAAUUGUAAGCAAAUAGAAAACGUUUUAUUUUCUAUUUGAUGUGGUUUAUAUUAGGAAAAAUGACUAGCCUUAUGGGGAUAGGAGAAAAGGUUAGGAAAUAGGGUACUUGGGAUUAAGGUUUGGAUUUAAAGCUGGAAUGACUCUGGUAAUAACCACAAUGAUAAAGCAUAAAGCCAUUCCGAUUAGAAUCGAAAUUAUUAUCAUUACUAUCAUCCUUAAUGUAUUUGUUUUCUAAUGUUUCUUCCUCGAAUAGACUAAUGGUUGUGUAUGUGUGCUCAAUUAGAAACUUCAUUUUAGAUCAUAAAAAAUCACAGCGUAAAAGUGAUUGGUGCUCAGUAUUAGGAGAUUUAAAUGCCCCUAAUAUUAACUGGGAACUGAUGUCCACCGUAGUAUCCGAUAGUACAUUCGGUAGUAGGUUCCUUACGAUUGUGGUUAAUGGUGCUCUAAAACAACAUGUAUGUUAACACACAUCUUGUGGUUCAAACCACGCGUCUUUGCUGGAUUUAGUGAUCACUCGUGAAACCGAAAGUAUUACUGGUCUAAAUAUCCCCGCACAGUAGGCUAAUAGUGAUCAUAAUGGUUUGCCAUUCAGGUUCAGAGCUUGUGACAGUUGUUUCUAAGGUUCGAUCUCCCUCAAAUUUAUGGAGAAUUAACAUUUCGGUCAUGAAGGAUUACGCUGUAGUAACGGACUGGUCAUUUUAUACUAGUUCGUCAAUUGGAGAAGUGUGGUCUUUAUUGAAAAGGACACAGCUCAGUUACGUCCUUUUUUAUACUAUGGUUAAAACGUCGUGGACCUAAAAACCAUUCACCAUAGAUAACAAGAGAUCAGGAGAAAACGCCACGAUAUGUCCAUUUCUUCAGACUCUGAAUAGUUCAAAUCUACUUAUCUGAAGACUAUGAACACAGAGAGUGCUGAUAGGUAAGCCGAUAUUCUCAUAUGAUAAACAACCAGUCUGGGGUUCUCAACAUAGUUUCAAAUGGUUGUCCUCAUGUAUGAAGAGGUGAACUCAGAGAAGUAAUGGGAUAUAGUCACUUCCGUCACCCCCAAAUACCCUGGUACGGUCGAGAGUGGGUAGAGUCAGCUCUCCCUCUCGAAGUGCUCUCACAUGGCCACGUUCAUACAAACACUGCCAGGGAAGUUCUCACUGCCUCCUCGCGGCGGGGGUGUUUACGAUACUGAAAGGACAAAAAGUGAAUGUCCGGCGCUUUAACUGGGUUAGUGGGUACGGAGGAUCCACCUAGAGGAGUUGGAAAACCCUGAUUCCAAACCAAUGGUUCAUAUGGGCUCCAGGAUCCUGAAGAAACAAAUGACGUAUGGAUCUAUCCUUGUCUGCUGGAUGCUGUGGGGACUGUAUCUCUUAACGUUGCUCCACUGCCUCGUGGGUUGGAACUCUAGAUCGAAGGCUCGGGGUGUGCCCCCCUAAGAAAACCACCUACUUCGGUUUGGGUACCCGGGCAAUGUCACAGCCCUCACACAAAUCGAAUGAUUCAUGUGGCACGUAUCUAUUUGAUGCCUCCUUGUACCAAUGUUGGGUUUAAAUAAGUAAAUAAGUAAAGUUGCAGACAAAUCCACUGACAUUAGUAAGUAAUGAAAUUGAGAAAACUGAUGCCUUGUUAAAAUAUUUUAGCAGUGUUUUCUACUGACGACGGUGGAAGACCAGCAGUUAACUCCAAUAACAGUUUUCUGUCGAUGGAUUCUUUGUUUAUUAGGAAGUGAGUUCUACAAGUAAUUCAACAUCUCGAGCAGGAUAAGUCCAGUGGUUCUGGUUAUAUCUAUCCUCAAAUCAUGGGAGCCCUAGCUGAUAUAAUUGCCGAUUGACUGGCAAUACCCUUCAAUAUGUCCCUGAAGUUGUCAAAAACUACCACGAGACUGGGGAGGUACAAUCAUUAGUUCAGUCUACAAAACUGGGUACAAAUGUUUGGUCAGUAACUAUCGCCAAGUUAAUCCAAAUAAAUAGGUUGUCAAACUAAUUUAUUUAUUUAUUUGAACACAUGAAUAUUGGUACAAGAGAGCGCCAAUAUAUAUGCGCCACACUGAAUACUGGGUCUUAGAUCCUAUGUAACUGUUAAUAAGGUACAAACUACGUCACCUAGUUUUAGAUCUCGCGCUAAAACUCAGCGGCCUUUGUUUUAGAUCCGAUUGGUUCAUAAACAUAAUAUACUUCAAGUAGUACUUCACCUUAAUUUUUAUAAAAGCAAAACACUUGAUGUAAUCUGCUGUCAAGUAAAAUACAAGGGACCAAAGUUGAUGGCUGUAACAAAUUCAUUUUUCAUAAAACGUAAGUUAAGGUGUCGUUACUGAUCUAGUACAACUUUAUCGCUUUGGUUUUGAGCUAUGUAAUUGUGUGUGUAGAGAAUGAUAAUAAAACUUGUCUACUCAAAACCUGGUAUCACGUUGAAAGCCACCAAAAUCAUCCAUCUGAGCUACAAAUCUCCAUCUCAAAGUCGAAUGUUCAAACCAAUAUUUAUAUUACACUUCUAAUUAUAGGCUAUCUAAUUUAACAGCAAAUUUUUUGCUUAUAUUCUAUUAUGUCUGUUCAUUUUUCAGUAUGUUUUAGAACAUUAAACUAUAAUAAUUUGUCAUUCAAAUAUAAGCUAGACUUGCUAAAUUAUUUACUCAGUACUUACUUGUAUUUUUAGAGUAUGAAAAGUGACACAAAAAAUUUAAUUGCUGGAAGCUUGUCCGGUUUUACUGUCCGUUUUCUAACUCAACCAUUAGAUGUUAUAAAAAUUCGUUUUCAAUUACAAGUUGAAGAUAUUAAGCCCUCAGGAAAAUCAUAUUACACUGGCCUAUUACAGGCAUUCAUUCGUAUUUACAAAGAAGAAGGUGUAUAUGGUCUAUGGAAGGGUCAUGUACCAGCACAAUUUCUUUCUAUUACAUUUUGUGGAGCACAAUUUGGGAGUUUUUAUGCCAUUGAAAAUUUACUAACCAACCAAAUAAAUCUUAGCUCAUCAUCUGGAUGGGUGCAUGAUAUGAUAGCCGGUAGUGUAACUGGUCUGAUUGCGUCUACACUAAGUGAACCAUUAGAUGUUAUGAGGACACGACUUAUAGCUCAAGGUAAAAAUCAGGUUUAUUCAGGCUUCCUAUGUGGUAUGCGUCAUCUUAUUCAUGAAGAAGGAUUAUUUGGCUUAUGGCGAGGACUUGGACCAUGUCUUAUAUCAGUAGUACCACAAACAACUGUUUAUUUUACAGUUUAUGAACAAUUGAAGCGUUCUCAUAUUCUAUUGAAAUCAAAAGAGAAUAUCCCUAUGAAGCAUAAAUCCGCUUCUUUAAAUAACGAUGUUGGUCAUGAAUCAUCAUUGGAGACUGAUCACCAUCCUCAUCAACAGUUAAACUGGCAUUUUCCACUUUGGGCUGGUGGAUUCUCUGGUCUCUUAGCUAAGACAAUUGUAUAUCCUCUUGAUUUAGCUAAAAAACGUUUAGAAAUACGUGGAUUUGAAAAAGCUCGUUUAACAUUCGGUCAAUUGCCUAAAGAGAGAAAUAUAUUGAUAAUUCAUAGUACUACUGCUACUUCUACUACUACUUUAGUGAACAGAACACCAGUGGGGACAAUCGAAUGUAUUCGAUACGAAAUGACAGAGUAUCUCAAUAAAAUCUGA